CGCGGGCGGCACGGGACUCGGGGGCUUGAGGCUCUGGCUCCCACGGACGGUCGGGCUUCCUGAGGUAGAAAUGUCUGCCCAGAGGUUAAUUUCUAACAGGACAUCCCAGCAAUCUGCAUCUAAUUCUGAUUAUACCUGGGAAUAUGAGUAUUAUGAGAUUGGACCAGUUUCUUUUGAAGGACUGAAGGCUCACAAAUAUUCCAUUGUGAUUGGAUUUUGGGUUGGUCUUGCAGUCUUCGUGAUUUUUAUGUUUUUUGUGCUGACUCUGCUGACCAAGACAGGAGCCCCACACCAAGACAAUGCAGAGUCUUCGGAGAAGAGAUUCAGGAUGAACAGCUUUGUGUCAGACUUUGGAAAGCCCCUGGAGCCAGAUAAGGUGUUCUCUUCACAGGGCAAUGAGGAAUCCAGGUCCUUCUUUCACUGCUACAUCAGUGAAGCGGACCCCCUGGAGAAGGCCAAAGCUUGUCUCCAGACCACGGCCCUCGACAGUGAAGUUCAUCUCCAGGAAGCCAUCAGAUGCAGUGGGCAGCCAGAGGAGGAGCUGAACAGGCUCAUGAAAUUCGACAUCCCCAACUUCGUCAACACCGACCAGAACUCCUUUGGGGAAGAUGAUCUCCUGAUUUCCGAAACACCUAUUGUUCUAGAAAAUAAGCCAGUGGUCCAGACCUCACACAAAGAGUUGGACUGAGAAGCACAUUUUAUCAGGUGUCUUCCUGAAAAUGCUGGGUUUGUCGUUGAAUAGCCAGAAAUCUCUGUUCAUCGAGAUUGUGUGUGUGUUUGUAUAUAAGAGACAGACAGAGAGAGAGGCAGAAAGACAGAGAAGAGAACCCCCUGAGAAGAAAGAUGGUGAAGCUGAGUUUUCAUGCCUUUAAACGUAUUUGGAACCUUUGGGGGAACCAAAUAUUUACACUAUCUCAUCUUCCUUGUUGAGAACUUGGUCACGUAUUCGGCGUCAGCGUUCACAAACGGGGUUUGAUGUGCUGCGUUUCCUGUCUGGCCCUGCCACUACCGUGCUCUACCUUUAGCAAGUUACUUUGAUUCUCUGGGAUGCCACCUUUUUAUCUGUAAGGUGAGGAGUCUGGAGUAGGUGAUCCAAUAAUUUGUGGACUUUUGACUUUGUAUUCACAUGAGGCUGGAAAUACCCAAAAUUAUAUAAACUAGAGGCUGCCCCCUGGUUCUUGUUAUAACAUUCCCCCAGGUCUGUACCUCUCUCUCAACCCUUAAUUGAACCCAACUUAUGUCAGGGGCUCGAGCAUCUCCCAGGAUGUCAAGAGACCUUGCCUCUCACGGUCACUGUGGCCAAAUUUAUAGCACUUUGCUAAAACAGCUCAAAUCUGAAGACAGCCCCCACACCCCAUGCCCCAAGGUGAGCACCUUAUAUGACAGUCCUAUCCCCCAAAUGUAUGGCAGGCUGUGAGCUGAGUCAAAGGAAGUGCGUUCUGUGUCCGUGUCAGUGUAGCUGU
Odocoileus virginianus texanus is the source of this 1463-nucleotide messenger RNA. It is a transcript of the gene MRAP2, whose product is annotated as melanocortin 2 receptor accessory protein 2. Lineage: Eukaryota; Metazoa; Chordata; Mammalia; Artiodactyla; Cervidae. Gene Ontology annotation, molecular function: type 4 melanocortin receptor binding; signaling receptor regulator activity; corticotropin hormone receptor binding. Gene Ontology annotation, cellular component: endoplasmic reticulum; plasma membrane. The record is from RefSeq and is a predicted model, not a curated record. Gene Ontology annotation, biological process: regulation of adenylate cyclase-activating G protein-coupled receptor signaling pathway; protein localization to plasma membrane.